CGUUGUGUUUAUAUUUUUCCAAUUUUUUAUUGAUGAUGAUCAUUUUUACUUUUUAAAUUCAAAACUAAUUUUGUUUUGUGCCUUUAAUUUUUAUUAUCAUCCAUUGUCUUGUUGUAAUUCAAUCAUAAAUAGUUGAUAAAAAAAACUAUCUAAAGUGUAAUAUUUCCUUUAGUAUUUUUUGUGAUAUUUGAAAAAAAAGAAUGGCAGAUCGAUUAACGCAACUUCAAGAUGCCGUAAAUGUACAAGCAGAAAAUCUAUGCAACAGUAUCGGUUUGUUGCAACAAAGUUCACGACCAACACCGUUUCCAGAAUUUGCUACAUUUUCUCGUUCUCCAAGUACAGCAUAUAAACAGGUAUUAAUCGAAGCUGGAAUACCUGUCGAAAUUGAUGAUAUUGAUAAUAAUGUUGAUCAAAAAGAAAAUAAUGUAGUUAAAAAUGGUCAUGAUAAUUCGAAUAUUAUUAAUAAAUCUACGGAAAAAUCAUCAAAUAGUGAUUUAAAACAAAAUGGUGAUUCAUCUUUAAUGAUCAAUGGUGAUGGUAGCAUUUUACAACAACCGCAAUCAUUUCCUGAUCCUGGUGAAAAUUCAAAAUUUUUUGCCAAAUUAAUAACAAAAACAGCAAAAGAUAUUGAUUUAAUUAUUGAUUCAUUACCAAAUCGUGAACUUGAAUCUGAUCUACAAGAAGCACAUAUAAAAGUAUUGGAAAUGGAAAAUCAUGAUGAACAAAAAAAAUUAGAAACUGUUAUCAAUCAAGCUGAACAAUUAUUGGAUGUAAUCAAAAAUGCAUUAGAAGAUAUUGCUCAAAAUCAGAUGCGAAUGAAACAAUUAGAAGCACAAAUGCUUACAUCAUCGACAACAUCAACAACAUCAUCCUCGUCAUUAUUAUCAUCAACAACGAAUAAAAAUACCAUACAAUCAUCGACAAGAAUCUUACAUAACAUUCUUGAUGAUCACCAUUCACCUGAUUAAAUAAUGAUGAUAAUCGAUCCGGAAAUUCUUAUUCCAAUGGCACCAUCAACAU
Dermatophagoides pteronyssinus (European house dust mite) is the source of this 1020-nucleotide messenger RNA. Its product is annotated as mediator of RNA polymerase II transcription subunit 21-like. Gene Ontology annotation, cellular component: mediator complex. The record is from RefSeq and is a predicted model, not a curated record. Gene Ontology annotation, molecular function: transcription coregulator activity. Lineage: Eukaryota; Metazoa; Arthropoda; Arachnida; Sarcoptiformes; Pyroglyphidae. Gene Ontology annotation, biological process: regulation of transcription by RNA polymerase II.